UGGGUCGAACAUGUUUGGAGUUACAGAAUAUAUAUAGGGGACGGUUUCAUGAACAAGAAACAGAAAGAAGCUUCAUCUUUUCUUAAGAGAACAGAGAGAAACUACCAACACCAUCAUACACACACACAUAUAUUUUGUUGAUAUAAGAAAGGUGAUAGAUACACAUAUAUAUAGAGAGAGAGAGAAAGUGGGAGGGAGAAAGUGUUGAAGUGGAGCGAGGAGGAAGAUGGAGGUGUAUAGUUACGUGAGGUUGAUGGUGAUAUUAGUGAUGCUGCAAAUGAAGAGUGUAGUGAGAGAAGGAGAAGGAAGGAGGGUGAAGGGGUACUGGGAUGAUGAUGAUGAGUCAAACGUGAGAUUGGAGAUGCCGUCGGAAACGGCGGGGGAGGCGGAGGGGGAUCGGUGGUCAGAUGAGGGAACUCGGUGGGCGGUUCUGGUGGCUGGUUCAUCGGGCUACGCCAAUUACAGACAUCAAGCAGAUGUGUGCCAUGCGUAUCAGAUUCUGAGAAAAGGAGGAGUGAGAGAAGAGAACAUAGUGGUGUUCAUGUACGAUGAUAUUGCAGAUUCUGGCUUCAAUCCCAGACCUGGUCUUAUCAUCAACCAUCCUUAUGGACCAGAUGUUUAUGCUGGAGUCCCCAAGGAUUACACAGGCGAGAACGUGACAUCUGAGAAUCUGUACGCUGUAAUUCUGGGGGACAAGACGAAGCUCAAGGGAGGAAGUGGGAAAGUAAUAGAUAGCAAACCCAACGACAGAAUCUUCAUCUAUUACACCGAUCAUGGAGGCCCCGGCGUUCUUGGGAUGCCAAACAGGCCCUACGUUUAUGCCAUGGACUUCAUUGAAGUUCUGCAGAGGAAACACGCUUCUGGGGGUUACAGGGAGAUGGUAAUAUAUGUGGAAGCUUGUGAAAGUGGAAGCAUCUUCGAGGGAAUAAUGCCCAGAGAUAUCAAUGUUUAUGUGACCACAGCUUCAAAUGCUCAAGAACUCAGCUUUGGAACUUACUGUCCUGGCAUGGAUCCUCCUCCUCCACCAGAUUACCUCACUUGUUUAGGCGAUUUGUUCAGUGUUGCUUGGAUGGAAGAUGCAGAGUCCCACAAUCUCAAAGCUGAAACACUUCAACAGCAGUAUCAGACUGUAAAGAAACGGACCUCCAAUUUCGAUAACCACGCAUUUGGUUCACAUGUGAUGGAAUAUGGGGACACCAACAUAAAAAGCGACAAGCUUUUUUUGUUCCUAGGUUUUGAUCCUGCUUCUGUCAACUUCCCUCCCUACAACUUCAAGCUCCAACCUUCAAUGCAAGUAAUUACCCAGAGAGACGCAGAUCUCUUGUUCCUAUGGCAAAUGUAUAAUAGAUCAAAACAUGAGCCAGAGAGGAAGACGGAAAUGUUGAAGCAAAUUAAGGACACAGAGAAGCACAGAAGGCAUAUAGAUGAAAGUGUGAAAUUGGUUGGGAUAUUGCUGUACGGACCAGGAAAGGGUUCCUCAGUAUUGGAUCAUGUGAGAGGACCUGGUUUGGCCCUUGUGGAUGAUUGGACAUGCUUGAAAGAAAUGGUGAGAGUAUUUGAAACUGAGUGUGGUUCACUAACGCAGUAUGGGAUGAAGCACAUGAGGGCAUUCGCCAACAUAUGUAACAGUGGUAUCUCCGCCGCCUCCGUCGAGGAGGCUUGCCGGGAGGCAUGUGGUGGCUAUGAUGCAGGGGAGUUACACCCAAAAAACAGGGGUUAUAGUGCUUGAUUCUUUUUUUCCCCAUCCUUUUCUUGUUAUCGUGGCCUAAUAGGAACUAUUAAGGUUGACAUUUCUAGUCCCUAAGGUAUUGCGUACCCAAGAAAUGGAACCCAUAAUUCUUGAUUAAGCUGGAAUAGUUCCAACCAGCUGAUCCAACCCCCCAGUUUUUUUCCCUCUCUUUUCUUGUUAUAGAAGUUAUGAUUGAAAUUACUGUACUUUGUGUUGUAAGUUUGAGUGUGUAGUUAACCCUUUUUUUGGGUUUCGUUUAGGAAGUACAUAUUAGUUUUACUGUAAGCGGGUGAGAAGCUCAAUUUUGUUUUGAUAUGUACUAUAAUGAUUCAUGCUUGAUUUAAGGAAGCAUAUGUUGCCACAUUUGAAUGGAAGUUGGUAAUUAAAAGCGUGCAAAUACUUUUGUGAAAUUAAAA
This is a messenger RNA of Neltuma alba, 2145 nucleotides long. Its product is annotated as legumain. The coding region runs from base 227 to 1729 and encodes 500 amino acids. NCBI's taxonomy places the organism in Eukaryota, Viridiplantae, Streptophyta, Magnoliopsida, Fabales, Fabaceae. The record is from RefSeq and is a predicted model, not a curated record. Gene Ontology annotation, biological process: vacuolar protein processing. Gene Ontology annotation, molecular function: cysteine-type endopeptidase activity. The transcript is spliced from 7 exons.